GGGGCCACGCCGCACCUGCGCAACCUCUCCGUGGCCAUGUGCACCCGCUACGACCCCAUCCCUGUGUCCACUGCCCUCCUUGGGGACAUGUCCGACACGACGUCCACCGGCCUCGCCCAGCGCUUAGCCAGGAAGACCAGCAAACAGGUGUUUGUCAGCUAUAACCUUCCAAACACCGACAGCAGCUUCACGUUGCUGGUAGAAAACAGGAUCAAGGAGGAAAUGGAGGCCUUUCCCGAGAAGUUCUAG
Lipotes vexillifer (Yangtze River dolphin) is the source of this 249-nucleotide messenger RNA. It is a transcript of the gene PSMG4, whose product is annotated as proteasome assembly chaperone 4. The record is from RefSeq and is a predicted model, not a curated record. Lineage: Eukaryota; Metazoa; Chordata; Mammalia; Artiodactyla; Lipotidae. The transcript is spliced from 3 exons. The annotation marks the transcript as partial. Gene Ontology annotation, biological process: proteasome assembly.